UUCAGUGGGGCUGUAGGAUAUUUUAGGCUUGCAGUACAAGGGAACAGCAGGUGGCGUAGCAGUUAAGGACGUGGACUUCUCCCCUCGAGGCUGCCCGUUGACGUGUCUCUGCAGCCCCCGCCGUAGCGCCGAGUUUUCGGCCCUGAACGAAGGAGCGAUGGAGGGAAACGUGCUGUAGGACGGGCAGAGAGGAAAAUCGGCGCUGACACCUUGCCCUCAUCUAUAGGGAAACGCACAUGAUGAAAUUGGCUGAAAGGAGGAACAUGUGGGGAAACGGGUGGCACGGCGCAGGAAGCGCAGCGGUUAAGGACACGGGUUUGCGUGAAGGAGCAGACGUGGACGGAGGGGUUCAGGUUGGAGUCCGCAGAGAGGCCCUGCUCUUGUACGCUGGAGUGAGGUGAAGCCCUGAUGCCCUUAACCAGAUGAGUGACUCACCAUGGGCCUGAAGGCCAGGCAGCGCUGGUGAGGAGACGGCGACAAGGCGGACGAGCUCAACGAAUUGCCAUCGCCCGGCGCCAUGAAACGCCACCCUGCUUCCUGAGAUUCCCGGACCGCUUCCUGUGCCACACCUGCACGCACACGCGUCCCCCUCUAUCACGCACGCGCCAUGGGCUCCGUGUUUCUGUGGAAGCUGUCCUCCCAGAAGCUGGGCUUCUUCCUGGUGAGCUUCGGCUUCAUCUGGGGCAUGAUGCUGCUGCACUUCACCAUACAGCAGCGGGCCCAACACGAGAGUAGCGCCGCCCUGCGGCAGCAGAUCCUCGAGCUCAGCAAGCGCUACGUCAAGGCCUUGGCCGAGGAGAACCACAGCGUGAUGGACGGACCCUACGUGGGCACCAUGACCGCAUACGACUUGAAGAAGACUCUGGCCGUGCUCCUGGACAACAUCCUGCUGCGUCUGGGGAAGCUGGAGGCCAAGGUGGACUUGGCCAUCUACAACAACACGGGUGGCAACCUCACCAACGGCACGGGCGGUGGCGCCUCGGCAGUCAACGCGGCCAACGGUGACAAGGUGAACAUGGCAGAUCUCCUGAACGGGGCCCAGGAGAAGUGUGAGCUGCCAUCGCUGGAUGGGUUCCCCCACUGUGAGGGCAAGAUGAAGUGGAUGAAGGAGAUGUGGCGGUCGGAUGCCUGCUACGGCAACUACGGUGUGGAUGGUUCCACCUGCUCUUUCUUUAUCUACCUGAGCGAGGUGGAGAACUGGUGCCCUCAUCUUCCCUGGAGGGUGAAGCGCUUCGACAAGGAGGCCGACGGGAAAGCCCAGAUGGAGAUCCGUACCAGCUUCGACGGCCUGUACCGCCUCAUGUCCCGACGGGAGGAGUUUCGGUGGAUGAUGAUGCGGAUCCAGCGAAUGGCGGACCCGUGGGUCAGCGCCAUCCGCUCCCUGGCCCGGAAGCAGGACCUCACAAAGCGCAAGCGCAGAAAGAUCCUGGUGCACCUGGGCCUGCUGACCAAGGAGUCUGGCUUCAAGAUUGCGGAGAACGCAUUCAGCGGAGGCCCGCUGGGGGAGCUGGUGCAGUGGAGCGAUCUCAUCACCACCCUCUACCUGCUGGGCCAUGACCUCCGCAUCUCCGCCUCGCUGGCCGAGCUCAAAGAGAUCAUGAGGAAAGUGAUGGGGAACAAGUCCAGCUGCCCCACCCAGGGGGACAAGGUGGUGGAGCUCAUCUACAUUGACAUUGUGGGCCUCACCCAGUUCAAGAAGACCCUCGGACCUGCAUGGGUCCACUAUCAGUGCAUGCUGCGCGUGCUGGACUCCUUCGGCACCGAACCCGAGUUCAACCACGCCCAGUACGCCCAGUCGAAGGGUCACAAAACCCCGUGGGGCAAAUGGAACCUCAACCCUCAGCAGUUCAACACCAUGUUCCCUCACACUCCGGACAACACCUUCCUGGGCUUCGUGGUGGAGCAGCACCUGAAUGCCAGCGACGUCCAUCACAUCGACGAGAUCAAGAGGCAGAACCAGUCCCUGGUCUACGGCAAGGUGGACAACUUCUGGAAGGACAAGAGGAUGUACCUGGACAUCAUCCACAGCUACAUGGAGGUGCACGGCACAGUCCACGGCACCAGCACGGUCCACCUGCCCCCUUACGUGAAGAACCACGGCAUCCUGAGCGGGCGUGACCUGCAGUUCCUGCUCAGGGAGACUAAGCUGUUUGUGGGCCUGUCGUUCCCGUACGAGGGCCCUGCCCCCCUGGAAGCCAUCGCCAACGGCUGCGCCUUCCUCAACCCCCGGUUCAGUCCCCCAAAGAGCAGCAAGAACACGGACUUCUUCAAAGGGAAGCCCACAUUGCGGGAGCUGACCUCGCAGCACCCCUACGCCGAGGUGUACAUCGGGAAGCCCCACGUAUGGACAGUGGACAUCGAGAACCCGGUCGAGGUGGAGAGUGCCGUCAAGUCCAUCCUCAACCAGAAGAUCGAGCCCUACCUGCCCUACGAGUUUACCUGUGAGGGGAUGCUCCAGAGAGUCAAUGCCUUCAUCGAGAAGCAGGACUUCUGCCAUGGUCAGGUGAUGUGGCCUCCACUGAGCGCGCUCCAGGUGAAGAUUGCCGAACCGGGGCAGUCUUGCAAGCAGGUGUGUCAGGAGGAGCAGCUCAUCUGUGAGCCAUCCUUCUUCCAGCACCUCAACAAGGAUAAGGACCUGGCCAGGUUCGGGGUCGAGUGCCAGACGGUGGAGUCCUCCAGCGACACGGUGGUGCCGGCCUUCAGCAAGGAACAGCGGCACUGCGUCUUCCAGGCGGACCUCCUGCUGUUCAGCUGCGCCGGCGCCCACCCCUCGCUCAAGCGCAUCUGCCCCUGUCGGGACUACAUGAAGGGCCAGGUGGCGCUCUGCAAAGACUGCCUAUAGUCCCCAGUGAGACCAGAGACACACGUAGCGGACUCACGAAAACCACCUGCAACUCUGGCCCUCAAACAACGCGGCAGGAUGGCGAUUUAUUUCAAAUCGUUUGGAUCGGACGUCCAGGCGAGCGGUGGAAACGGGUUGCUGCUGGACAGUGACGAACGAGUUCUGGGAAAUACUACACUGUACAGCAGCGUUCCAGCAAACCACGUCUCUGAUGGAGAUCUGGGCGAAAAGGACUCAAUUUGGCCUGACAUACUUGAAUUGAAGAGACAUUUGCGAUGGGAAAAGAGGCAUGUCUGGAACCCAUACUACCCCCUAGCUGCCUAGCAGUGCUGCUACGGGUGCAGUCCUUUUUUCUCCCUCUAUUUUUUGGGCCCUCCGUGUCUCAGAUGUCUCUGUUACACCACGGGACCAGUCGCUGAACAGGAGCAAACCGAGCGCACGGACAGAUUUGCUGCGCUCCCUGAAUGUUCGUAGCCUCUGUAGGUUUCUGUCGGCGCCUUGCCGAGGUUGCGGGAAGCACCCCGGUUCCUCAAAAAAGAAGGGCAACGGGUGCGAGCGCACCCUCACCCAGUUAUUACACUGUACACACGCAGCCGUCUGUAGCCAGCCGCCGAUACGGGAGGAAGACGAGAUCGAUGCAGAGUUUUUGUCUGGAAAACCAUGCAGACAGGCUGUCACUUCUGCACAGAAACGGCUCCGGUGUCGUGACCAUUGCACCUCGAUAAUCUGCAUGGUAUUUCUGCUUUGCAACUUUAACAUUUCAUUGGUCGGCAAGGGCAUUUUUUUUUUUUUUUUGCUAGUCAUCUACGUAAUUAUGAAAAAGUUUUUAAAAAAAA
Molecule: messenger RNA, 3678 nt
Organism: Scleropages formosus (Asian bonytongue)
Lineage: Eukaryota; Metazoa; Chordata; Actinopteri; Osteoglossiformes; Osteoglossidae
Product: alpha-1,6-mannosylglycoprotein 6-beta-N-acetylglucosaminyltransferase A-like
Exons: 17
Coding region: 608-2842 (744 amino acids)
Biological process (GO): protein N-linked glycosylation
Cellular component (GO): Golgi apparatus
Molecular function (GO): alpha-1,6-mannosylglycoprotein 6-beta-N-acetylglucosaminyltransferase activity
Source: RefSeq, a predicted model, not a curated record